AUGACAGACGGAACGAAACCAGCAUGGGUCGCAUUGUCCAAGUUUCUAGCACCUUGGGCUGCAAUUGUUGUGUUUUCUGCACCAAUUCCAACAAUUCGUGCUAUCGAAAGAGACCGAUCAGUUGGGUCGCUACCUCUACUGCCUUAUUCAUCGAUGAUUGUGUCUUCGUUCCUGUGGCUUGCAUAUGGUGCAUUGAUUCAUGAACCAGCAGUUUGGCGAACCAAUACUUGUGGUUUGUUCAUGUCCCUAUACUACUUUAUGCGCUUUGUGAAGCACGCACCACCAAAAUCACCGACACUUCCUGGAUCCGUUCAGGAUCAUUCAAACGCAGUACUGUUGAUUGUCCUUGGAACUCUUGCCAUCAUAUAUGUGAUGCCCAUUGAGAAUCCAGCUCAUUUGAUUGGAAACAUUGCUGUCAUUUUCUGUGUGGCCAUGUUCGCAUCACCCUUGGCGGCAUUGAAGACAGUGAUACAAACAAAGUCAGCAAGGUCUAUUCCUCUGCCGUUGGCAAUUGCUACUUGCAUCAAUUGUGGGCUUUGGUCUAUAGUGGGCCUUUUUGACAUUGUCGAUUUCAAUAUCUAUUUCCCGAACCUGUUAGGGUUGGUGUGUGGUAUCGCCCAGCUAGUUUUGAAGUUAUACUAUGGCAGCGGGGGGACAGAAAAGGGAGUCUCAGAAAUGGAUCUUAUAAUAUGA
Cylindrotheca closterium is the source of this 693-nucleotide messenger RNA. NCBI's taxonomy places the organism in Eukaryota, Bacillariophyta, Bacillariophyceae, Bacillariales, Bacillariaceae. The record is from the annotation of a GenBank genome assembly.